Messenger RNA from Pleuronectes platessa (European plaice), 813 nucleotides. It is a transcript of the gene mycbp, whose product is annotated as MYC binding protein. The coding region runs from base 328 to 639 and encodes 103 amino acids. NCBI's taxonomy places the organism in Eukaryota, Metazoa, Chordata, Actinopteri, Pleuronectiformes, Pleuronectidae. The transcript has 5 exons. The record is from RefSeq and is a predicted model, not a curated record. Gene Ontology annotation, cellular component: nucleus. Gene Ontology annotation, biological process: regulation of DNA-templated transcription. Gene Ontology annotation, molecular function: transcription coactivator activity.
UCGUCCAACCUGGCAACCCGGACUCCUCCACUUCCUUCAAGCUGAACGCGACAGGACGAGCUGUUUUUCAAAUAUAUAAUUAUAAACCUUUAUUCAGCCUUAACUCAGUUCUUCUUCUUCAUGUAAAACAACUUUAAUUCAACGAGUUAAAAAAAAAACUAGAAACACUUUUAUCACGUCUUCCGGGGUGUACCUGUUGUUAUGGCAACGACUGGAGCGAUCGUUGUGCGUUGAAGAAAAAACAAACAAACAAACAAACAAACAAACAGCAGCUGUCGGUGUUUCCUGCUGAUUAACAACCGGAAAUCAAGCAGCUGUCCCCGCGUCAUGGCGCACUACAGAGCCGCGGAGUCCAAGCGAGAGCAGUUCAGAAGGUACCUGGAGAAGUCAGGGGUCCUGGACACCAUCACCAGCGUUCUAGUGGCUCUGUACGAGGAGACGGACAAACCCAACAACGCUCUGGAUUUCAUAAAGGUUCACCUCGGGGGGGCUGGUCCAGAGCCGGCGGACACCGACACUCUUCGCAUGGAGCUCGCCGACCUCCAGCAGAAGUGCAACCUGCUCAUGGAGGAGAACAAAGAGCUGAGGAACAGGCUCAUGCAGUAUGAAGCGUCACCUGAAGAGGGAGCUGCAGAGUAGAGACGCGUUCUCUCGUCUUCUUUCAACAAAAUAUACGAAAAAAACUGGAAUUUUUUCGAAUAUGUAAAUGUUUAUUACAUAAUAAUACGGUGAUCACAAAGUCACUGUUUUUUUUUUUGUUCUGCAACAAGAAGCAACUUUUGUUUUCUCACAUUAAAAAUGUGUUUUUCAGCA